Cinara cedri is the source of this 6467-nucleotide messenger RNA. NCBI's taxonomy places the organism in Eukaryota, Metazoa, Arthropoda, Insecta, Hemiptera, Aphididae. The record is from the annotation of a GenBank genome assembly.
GCUGACGAUAGUUCUUUUCGGUGACAUUUUUUUCAUACACUAUUAAAAAGUGAUAUGGACUUCAUGGUUUUUUCUACAGACCCAAGAGCCCGACUCUAAUCAUCGUUAUUUAUUAUUAUUAUUGUUAUUACUAUUAUUAUGGUUUUAAACCGUAGUCGAACACACGGAAUGUAACGGAAUGUAAGUGGUUUUAUGUUUCCUGUACUUCUAAUUUCUAUAUUACUUUGCGUACAGUCUGUAAUAGAUAUUUUUUAUUUUAUUUAAUAUUUUAGAGUAUGUAAUGCAUUAGUAAAUGUAUUACAUUAGUUAUUACCAAUUUUAUUACUUAGUACUCAUUAGUCUAAGUACAGGUUAAGCAAUAAUGAAUAGAAAUAUUAUGAAGAAUAAAAAAAGCGGAUCAGAUAGUGGCACUUGUUCAUUUACUUCAUCGCCAAUUAUUAAGCGUUUCAAAAGGAAUGAUGAUUCUUUUUCAACUGAUAAACUUCCAAAUGAAUCUGAUGAAGAGCAUAAUAAUUUACAGAGUCCAUCAAUUAAAAAUACACCAUCUCAAUCAUGGUUAGAAGAAUGUGAAGAUUUAAGUAGAGAUUUGGGUAAUUAUUUAAAUAAAACAGUAGUAAGUGAUGAUGCAAAAUUUAGUAUUUUGGAAUUAUCUAAUAUUCCUAAAAACAAAUUUGUUUACCCUUAUAGUAUACAUCCAUAUAACGGCAUUCAGAAAAAAAGAUUUCUUAAAAAAAAUCAUUUUGAAGAAUUCAAAUGGCUCGUUUAUUCAGAAAAAGCAGGGGGCGUUUUUUGUAAAUACUGUGUUUUAUUUGCCAAAUUUAAAGGCAGUGAAGACAAAAAUAUGGCUAUAAAAAGUCUUGUUACUGUUCCAUUAACUAAAUAUGCUAAAAUAAUAGGUAAAAAUGGUUAUUUGAUUAAACAUCAGCAAAAUAUGUACCAUAUGAAUGCAGUUUUGACAACCAUUGAUUUUUUAAUUCAUUUAAAAAACCCUAAAAAAGGAAUUAUAAAUAUAGUUGAUACAAGUCAAGUACAGCCAGAAGGAGAUGAUGGUUGUUUAAGAUUAAGUCCAAUUGUUGACAUUAAGAAAGUUGUACUUAAUGGACGUCAAAACAUAUCACUCGAGGGACAUCAAGAUCAAAAUCAGCAUAAUAAAUCAGUUGUUAAUAAAGAAAAUGUUAUAAUUUCAGCUGGUGAAACAAUUUUAGGAAACCAACUACAAAUAACCAAUUCUAAGCCUACUAAUAUGAUCCAAGAACAAAUUAUUAAUCGCUGUAAAGAUAAAAUAGUGCCUAAUAUUUUGGAGAAAGUAAAAGCAAGCUAUUAUUAUAGUAUAAUAUUUAAUGAAACAACUGAUGUAUUUCAUAAUUCUAAAAUAAGUUUAAUUUUAAGAACCAUCAAUUCAGUAAAUAUAGUUGAUGAAAGUUUUAUUUCUUUCAUCGAUUGUUAUGAUUGUGUUUAUGGAAGAAAAGUUGUAAAUGAAGACCUUGAUAAAGACUUACAUAAUAAUGAACCCAAUUCUGGGCAUGAUUUAAUGGAGCCCAAGUUAACUGGUGAAUUAUUAGGUAAUAUUGUUGUUGAUAAAUUAAAAGAAUUUACAUUUGACUUAAAUAAUUGCAUUGGUAUUGGAACUGAUAAAUGCUCAGUGAUGACAUCUGUGAUGCAAUGUGCAGUACAGCAAAUUCAAAAAAGUUGUAUAAAUGCCCUACACAGUACAUUUUCAAAUCGUGUUACAAAUUUAUCCAUUUUCAAAUCAUCCAACGUGCAACUUGUUAGGAAUAAUGUGGGUACUGUCAUAGAAGUUUUGUCAUUUUUUAAUUCAUCGCCUAAAAGAAAUAUUGUAUUAAAAAAUUCUUUAAAAAACAAAAGAUCAUUAACAUUAUUGUGUGAAACUAAAUGGAUAGAAUGUCAUGAUUCUAUUUUUGAAUUUCAAGUUAACUUAAAGAAUAUAAUUAUAUGUCUUGAAAGUAUAUCUGAAUGGAAUGAACAAGUAUCAUCGUCUAAAGCUAAAUGUUUACUUAAUGCUGUUUGUAAUUGUGAAUUUGUUGUUACACUCUUUGCAUUAUCCAAUAUUUUAUGUGUUACUUCAGCAGCUGGUAAAUUAUUUCAAGGUGUUGGAUUUGAUUUAGAUGAAGCAAAUAAUUGUAUAGAUAAUAUUAUAACUACAAUAGAGAAUAAACAUACUAACUCUAAAAUUAUAUUCAAUAAUAUUUUUGAAGAAUGUAAGAUCUUCAUGACAGAACUUGAUAUAGAUAUUAAAUUGCCUAGAGCAAUUAAACAACAAAUACAAAGAUACAAUACACCUGCAAGUUUUCCAGAAGAAUAUUAUAGACGUGUACUGUUUAUACCUAUUCUAGAAAAUACCAUAGAAAAUUUAAAAGUGCAGUUCUUGAAUGAUAAAAAUAAAACUAUUUUUAUACUUAUGCAACUUAUUCCAAUUAAUUUCAUAAAGACGUCUUCAAAGGCUAGAAGUAUAUUGAUUGAAACAGUAAUAAAGCAAUACUCAUUUUUAAAUUUCAACAUCUAUUCUCUCAAAGGUGAAUUAGAACUGUGGACAACUAAAUGGGAUGACAAAAUGUGCAAAGGUAAAUAUAAUUAUAUAUUUCUAUUUAAGUAACUAAUGUGUUAGAAUACAAAUUGCAUUUGUUUAAUUAAAUUAUUUUUUUAAUUUUAGGGUUACAAGUUCCUACUAAUGCAUUUGAUGCAAUUGAAGAAUGCCCUCAUGUUAUGUUUCCUAGUUUAAGAAAAAUUCUGUUUAUAUUAUGCACUCUUCCAGUAAGUGUAGCUACCACAGAAUUCAGUUUCUCAACUCUUCCCAGGUAGUAUUUUCAGUUUUUAGAGUUUUUUUAAGUUGAAAAAGUAUAUAAUUAUUUACAGAAUUAUAUUAUUUUUUUAAAAAUAAAAUUUUAAUAUUCUUAUUUUAAAUACUUACUUUUAGUAGAAUAUAACAAUAAUAUUAUUCAUUUUAAUACUAAUACAUAUUUGAAAAAAUAAUUUAACACAUAACUUCUACUACAUACACAUGAAUUAUUACACUAUAAUAAUUAGAGUGAAUAACUGUUGAGAUCAUUAAGGUUAUUUUUAACUGCCGUAUAUAUAUACAGAUGUUCUACCGUGUUUGAUGGAUUUUUCUAGAGCUAUUAAACAUUAUUUUUUUUUUAAUCUGUUUUUCUUUGAGGGGAUAAUUUCUUUAUAGAAAAAUUAAACUUUUUAUUUUAUCCCUUAAUCACUAAGAAAAAAAAAAUAACUUUAUUUAAUCAUUUUACUCAAUUUUAAAAAUAGCCACUUUGUAAAAGAUAUUAAAAAAAUGUUCUAAAAAUUGAAGAAUAUCAUAUAGUUAUAUCCGAUUAAUAGUUUUGUAGCUAUAGUUGUUUAAAUUUUUAGAAAAUAGGCAUAACAUCAAUUAAUUUUUAAUAGAAUAACAUAUUAUCCAAUAAAGAAUCACAAUCAGCUCUGUAAUUCCUAAUCUUUUAUUACAUUCUAAUUGCUUUCACACCUAUUUUCUAAAUAUUUAAACGGCUAUAACUAAAAAAACUAUUGAUCGGAUAUAGAUAUAUGAUAUAUUAAAUUUUUAAAGUAAUAUGGUUUACAAAUUGGAUAUUUUGAAAAUGUUUUAAAGUGAAUAAAUAAAGUUAUUUUUUUUCAUUGAUUAAGAAAUGAAAAUAUAAAUUCGAUUUUUCUCUAAAUAGAUGUCCCUCUCAAAGAAAAGCUAUUGAAAACAAAAAAUAAUAAUAACUUUGAAUAGUUCUAGAAAAAUUAGUCAAACAUGGUUAAGACGCUCUGUAUUUAUAAUAAAAUCAAUUAUUACUGCUUUUAUUAUUAUUUUUUUUAUUCAAGUAUAAACUCCAGCCAUUUAAAAUUAUAUCUAUUGUUACUUUAUAAUUAUACUUCUUCAGUACUUGGUUAUUAAUUAUUACAUGUAUUGUUUAUAGAAUAUUACAAUAAUAUAUUUUAUUAGAUUCAUCAAAUAAGUUAAAAUUUGUUUUACAAAUUGUAUUGGUCUCCAUCAAAUUUUUAAUUAUAUUAAGACUAAUUUAUUAUACAAAAUACAAAUUUCAGGAGUAAUUUGGUUGAUUUUAAGGGAGAGACCCCCCCCCCCCCCCCUUGACUUUCACUCAUAGCACUCUUACAAAUUUGUCCUUAAAUGUUGUGCUAUGACUGCACAGUGUCGUUGUAAUGAGAUUGAUUAAUGUGGUGUAGCAUGAGAGGCAGGCCUUCUUAGCCAAGUCUAGGCUAUUAUGGCUAAGAAAGAUGAUGAAAGGAUAAAACUGUCAGAUAAACAUUAUCAAAUAAUAUAUAUAUAUAUUAUAAUAUAUAUAUAUAUUAAAAAGUACAAUACUUUAAAUCUAUUAUGUAUUUUAUUUUUUUCUGAGGUUUUUUUUUAUUUUAGAGAUUAGUUAGAUAUUUGAAUUUCGAACAUACAUUAAUAUAUAUUUUUCCUCAUCCCCUCCCCCACUCCAAUCAUGUGUUUACAAAACACCCCCAAUAUGCUGGAUUUUUUUUGUUAGUUCUAUUUAAAAUGUAAAAUUAUAAAAAUAAGGGUUUUACAUUAUUUUAGUUAAAUACUAACUAUUUGUUUUACAGUAUCAUUUAUAAUUAUUGCAAACAACUUUUAUUUAUUGUGUUUGUUUUUAUAGAACUGAUUUAGUUAAAGACAAUAAACCAAUAUUUAUUUGUAAAUUAUGCAAACAAAUUUUGAAAAAUCGCAAUGAAAAUAAUGUGAACAACCAACUUACUGAGAAAAAGUAAGUUCAUUUUUUUUUUUGUUGUUUAUUGAUUACUUAUAAUUUUAUAUUUAAUUCAACUUUUAUGAUUUUUCUAGUUUAAUUUUUCGCUCCACUUGUCGCUUUUGCAAUCGUGUUUUUGAAACUAAAAUUGGAUUCAAAUAUCACUUAAAAACUAUACACAGUAUCAUAAAUGAUGUUGAUUUAGUUGAUGAACAGUAUAAUGAAGAAAAUGGGAUAUGGUUUUCUUAUAACUCUGUUGUUGUAUCACAAUCAGAACCAUUCACCAUGACAUUAAGAAAUUUACAUCUACAUCACUAACAUCAAUGUAAAUUCUCCAGAAACAGAAAGUGACCAGAUUAAUAAUUUAAAAAAGGACAUACUUAAAUAUUAUAAAUUAAUAUUUAAUUAAAUUGAUAUCCAUAGAUACAUUUUAUGUUUUUUAUUUUCAAUGAUUUACACUAAAUACUAUACUGUCUAUACUCAUGUAUAAACAAAUACACCACUGACACAUUUUCUUAAAUCUUGAUCAUUAUUAUUUCAUUGAUUUUUAACAUACUUUGUUGCCUUACAAUCAAUAUAUUUUGUUGUAUGCAUUUUACUACAUUUGUUUUAAUUCGGAAUCAUUACACAUUGCAAACUAAAACAAAGUUGUCAUAAUUUCCACUUUAUCUGCAAAAUAAUGGUUAUUUUCCUUUUAUUUAAUAUAUUUGUACCUAUAAGAGAAUUUCUUAAUAAUUUAGUUAGACUUAAAACUGUAUGCAAUCCGUUAGAAUUUAUAAAUUACAAUAAUUGUUUUUAGCAUACCUUGUUGCCUUAACAAUUUAUAUAGUAUAAUUAAUAUUAUGUACUCAUAGGUAUGAAUAGGUAAUUUUUGCAAGAGAAAAAAAAAGAAAUUUUAGACUCGCCUUGUAGCCCCCCUGGUAUUUGUUAAGGGCGCUAAAUUUUCUAGACUAAAAAGACUAAAAAAGUUUUCAAAAAAAUUAUAAAUCAUAUGAAUAAUUCAUAUAUUUUAUGUACGGGGUGAUCUAUCAUAAGACACUCAUUAUCUCGGAAAGUAUUAACUUUUUUUGGAACUGGUUUUCUAGAACAUUUAAGAAAUAAUAAGGCACUCUAUAAUUCUAUCAUCAUUUUUUUUUUUGUCACCAUUAUUUUUGGUGAUGAAAUCACCAUCCACUAUUGAUUUUCAAAUGACAACCUACAUUAAAAAUUACAUAAAUAGAUGGAGAAUUAAUUCACUAUAUUCUCAACUCGCCGGCUAAUCUUUUAAUGACUGCAGGUCAUACAUUUAUUUUUAAUUAUACUUAGCAAUCUUGAACUUUCUUUUUUCUUUUAUUUGUCGUUUUUAUAUAUUCUAUGCUAAUUGUAUUUUAGAUGCACAACUUUUUAGCACUUAGAUUUUACUUAUUUGUAAUAUGACUAAGUUUCGGUUUAUUUGAAUAAAUAAAUAUAAAUAGUGUACAAUGGUCUGAAAAUGAAAUUUAAGUGGUAAAAAUAAGACAAUAAAAAUAUUAAAAAAUUUCAUUUUUUUUGUUCUAGGAUCUCAUUAGUAGAUGAUUACUAGUGUAAAUACAAAAUUUCAGUUUCAUAACAUUUUUUUUAACUGGAGUUAUAGCUAAGUGAACUAGUAAACCUAUAAUUCAUCAUUUUUUUGGCUAUUUGAAAUUUAUAAAAUGAAAAAAAAUGAAACACCUAAUUGUUAAGUUGCAUAUUAAGAUAAUAAACAAAAUAUUUCAUUACAAAAUA